GCCGUGUCUGCUGACUCGUCGUCGUCCUCGAUCUGCCUCAACCUGGUUUUGCCACACGGACGACGCAUCGAUUUGCAGACACUGUUGUUUUUCCGACGUUCGCGUGUGUUUGCUUUGGCUGGAAAGCCCGGACCUGAUCCCUUGUAUAAUCUGCAGACAGCGUAAGAACACGUCCAGCCUGCAAGGAAGGUUGUUCAAAGAAUGUGUGAGCGUGCCGUGAAGUAGCUGCGUGGAUUCGAUGUCUCCCCCGGUUUGAAGUGGAAUCUACAGCAUGCCAGAGAGGGAUGGCUUAAAAUAUCAUGAUGCGGUGAAUGAGAUUUCGGAUAAGUUCUUUAGCUCGUACAGACGAUAACUCGAACGUUUCAGUGCGUGGAAUUUCCCUUGACAGAAGUUUAUUUUGCUGUUGGUAAAGAUGCCGGAUUUGGACGAGUCCCACCACUAUCGUGAUGUCGACACUCAGCUAUUAGAGUGCAGUGGUCUCCCAGGCUGGGCAUCGUGCUCCUGCGGCACUGGUAUCAAGUCGGAAUUUUACGGAAGAUGUUUGAACUGCCAAGAUGCUUACAUAGACGAGAAAUGUGGAGUGAAACCAGUCGUUUGGAGAUCGACAGACUACACCCCAGCUGCGUUACCCGCAGCGGUUAAUGUUCUGGCUGAGGUCGAUGGUGCUGCCAGUCCACUUGCUCAGCAAUGUAAGAGAGUUACCAGACCGCGCUCCAAGUCUCCGCGAAUAGCGUCUUCCUCGUCAUUCGCGCCUCCUACGAAACCACGGGGUAGGCCUCCGAAUGGCUCUAGAACAAGACAGCAAUCAUUCAAGGGCGUUCGGCAGCGCGCAGGAGUCCGCGGGUUCCUUGUUGAGAUCAGGCCUCCGAAAUGGAAACGCACCAUUUGGUUAGGGACCUACGGCACUGAUGCUGAAGCGGCCGCAGCAUAUGAUGCGGGGGUUUUUUACACCAAGAAAAAGACCCAGUACAAUUUCCCCCACCUCAAAGCAACAUUCCCUCACUUGCCUGCUAACCUGAGGCUCGAUCAUCCGGACGACUCCGAAAAGAUCAAGAAUUUCGUGCAGGUCCAAGCGAAGGAGGCUGCUCAAAACAUCAGGAACCUUGCAUCCAACGUCAAUGGUGAUGCACCCGCCGCGGUCCCGGCCCAAACUGCUGCUACACUCAGCACUGUAGCAGUUCCCAAAAUUGCUGCUGCUGCUGCAACUGUUGCUACACCCAUCACCGAAUCUGCUCUCAAGGUUGAGGACCUCGCAUGCGUCGAUUGCGAAGCACCCGCUUUCGCCUCGACCUCAACUGCUUCUUCACCCAGCACCGACUCUUCAGUGCAUAUCAGUCCCGAGUGGGAGGGGAGUAUGGACCUGGAUUCAUUACCAUUUAUCGAAAUGGGGAUGAACCCAUUUAUCGAUUUGGACGCGUUGUUGCCGGAGCCGGAAGGUGUGUUUUACUCCCUCUUCCAAAGCCCUUACCGCUUGGAGGAAGCAGUUGUUUGGCGUUGACAGGCUACAGUCACCGCAUUCGGAACCCUGCGCACGACAGAAACAGGACGAUGGGUCGAAUUCUCUAACAGGAACAUUCUCGAUAAUUCGAUUCAUCGGCCUGUUGUGAUGUGAAUACACUUGAUUUUGAUAUUACCAGACCCCUUGCGUAUUUCAUUUAGGCACGCCGUGUGUGAGCUAUGUAGUCGAGAUCGAGUUAGUUAAGAGCGACCCAGGCCUUAAUCUUUUCAUCGUACUCAAAGUAUCUACGAUGUUAAGGUAAUUGGAGUCUUUGUGCAUAAUGGUUGUAUUCUAGAUGUUGAGCCUGAGCGACUACGAUGGUGUUUCAGUUACAUGACCCACUUGAACAUCACUACCUGUUCGUCCAAGGAGAUUUUCUUCAUUGAUCACAUGUAACUGGCUAACUUUGGUAGUUGGCCAAGUUCUUUUCAAUCUCCAAGCUACUGUUUUCUGGUUUUUUGUCGGAUCA
Messenger RNA from Physcomitrium patens, 1967 nucleotides. RefSeq lists its product as uncharacterized. Gene Ontology annotation, biological process: regulation of DNA-templated transcription. NCBI's taxonomy places the organism in Eukaryota, Viridiplantae, Streptophyta, Bryopsida, Funariales, Funariaceae. The record is from RefSeq and is a predicted model, not a curated record. Gene Ontology annotation, molecular function: DNA-binding transcription factor activity; DNA binding.